ACUUAGCCACUCAGCCACAACUCAAGAUUGUCAUUACACUUCUUCAUAACACACGACGACAACGACAGCAGCAUGGAUCGCAUCGACAUGAACAGGCUCAAGAGUGGAGAGGUCAAUCUCGGGACCUCUAUCAUGGCAGUUCAGUUCGACAAGGGCGUCGUUAUCGGCGCCGACAGUCGUACAACGACUGGAAGCUACAUCGCCAACCGUGUAACAGACAAGCUCACGCAUGUCCACGAUCGGAUAUACUGCUGUCGCUCAGGAUCUGCAGCUGAUACGCAAGCAGUCGCAGACAUAGUACAUAACUACCUGCAGCUAUAUACACAAAUCCACGGCGCCCACCCUCCAGUUUCAUCGGCUGCGGGCAUGUUCCAGGAUAUUUGUUAUGAUAAUAAGGAUGCUCUCAGCGCGGGUAUCAUCGUUGCUGGAUGGGACAAGGAGGUUGGUCCAAGUGUAUAUAACAUUCCUCUAGGCGGAGGGCUUUUCCGCCAGCCGUGGGCCAUUGGAGGCUCUGGCUCAACAUAUGUAUACGGUUACUGUGAUGCUACAUACCAAGAUGGGUGGGGACGGGAUGAGACCGUCGAAUUCGUGAGAAACACCCUUGCACUUGCGAUGGCAAGAGACGGUUCAUCAGGAGGUGUCAUCCGCAUGUGCGUGAUCACGGAGGACGGUGUCGAGCGGCUCUUUGUUCCCGGCGACAAACUCCCUAAGUUCUGGGAAGGUCGUGAGGUGUUGUCAGGGCCGGUGAAAAAGAGCGUGGAACAGACCGCAAUGGCUAUCGAGUAGAUGUGUAGAUUUAUGCAAAAUCACAACACCUUCUUCCCACAAGUGGGCAUUCUGAUUAAUAUUGCUCGUAAUUAAAUGUCAUGGCUGAG
Messenger RNA from Suillus subalutaceus, 875 nucleotides. RefSeq names its product nucleophile aminohydrolase. Gene Ontology annotation, molecular function: threonine-type endopeptidase activity. The coding region runs from base 73 to 786 and encodes 237 amino acids. The transcript is spliced from 6 exons. Gene Ontology annotation, cellular component: proteasome core complex. Lineage: Eukaryota; Fungi; Basidiomycota; Agaricomycetes; Boletales; Suillaceae. The record is from RefSeq and is a predicted model, not a curated record.